CCAAGUUGUCGACCCAAUGGAUGAUGCCGAGUACGUUGAACGAACCAGUCCUCAGGGUCCUCGCCGACGUCGCGAGUCCCCGCGUCGUGUUUUCGAGUCUUCGACAUGAACUCGCGCACAAGUUAUCGCGAAGCUUCGACAUGCAGGAGGCGCAGCUCCUGGAGGAGGGCGGAUCCGGAAGUGGGACUACCGGAAGCGUCGGCUCCGGAGGACCUCCCAGACGUCAUCACAGUGCCCAGCGGUUGUCCAGGAACGAGAUGUCCGAGAGGAGGGAGGAGGACGCCGCCCUGAUAGUACCGGACCACCAAGGCAACCUCAGGAUCACCGUCAAGAAGACCAAGUCCAUCCUGGGCAUCGCCAUCGAGGGUGGCGCCAACACCAAGCACCCCCUUCCCAGGAUCAUAAACAUUCACGAUAACGGAGCAGCGUACGAAGCUGGUGGCCUCGAAGUGGGUCAGCUAAUUUUGGAGGUCGACGGGCACAAGGUCGAAGGGCUGCAUCAUCAGGAGGUGGCCAGGCUAAUCGCCGAAUCGUUUGCACGGAGAGAUCGCAACGAAAUCGAGUUUCUGGUGGUGGAGGCGAAGAAGAGCAAUUUGGAACCGAAGCCGACGGCCCUAAUCUUUUUGGAAGCGUAGCAGGAAUCUCCCACCUCCGAGCCGGAACCGCCUUAACUCGGUGAACCAAGAGGCGUUCAAGGAGGGUAUAAAGAACUGUAGCUGGAUUACCGAAGAAAUUCAAGAGGAAAGUGUACGGAGAGAUAAUGGGGCGAAUCGAAGGAGAGCAAACGAGAAUAACCUGAAGAGGAAACAAGGUUAACUUAUUUGCGCUGCCCUAUAAUGGAUAGCGGUUAAUGGAAUAGCGCGAUGGAACUCGAAGGAACGCUAGAAGUAGAAGGCAGGCUGCAAAGAAGAGAGGACGAGAUGUCAAGAGUCUAAAAAAUGAAGGAAUUCCGGAAAUGUCGUGGGUAGAAAACGAUGUAACAGAAACGAGAAGGAAUAAAGUAGCAAGGCUGAGGUUGGAUUAACAAUUAGAAAGCGUAUUGAAGAGGAAGAGAGGAAAGGGAGGACAGAAGAGAAGGCAAUACGAGAUGUCAAGAGUGUAAAAAAUGAAGAAAUUCCGGAAAUGUUCGUCGCGGAUAGGAAACGAUGUAACAGAAACGAGGAGGAAUAUGGUAGUAAGGUUGUAUGAACAAUUAGAAAGCGUGUUAAAGAGGAAGAGAGGAAAGGGAGGACAGAAGAGAAGACAGGUCGAGAUGCCAAGAGUCUAAAAAAUGAAGGAAUUCCGGAAAUGUCGUGGGUAGAAAACGAUGUAACAGAAACGAGGAGGAAUAAGGUAGCAAGGCUGAGGUUGGGUUAACAAUUAUAAAGCGUAUUAAAGAGGAAGAGAGGAAAGGGAGGACAGAAGAGAAGACAGGUUGAGAUGUCAAGAGUCUAAAAAAUGAAGGAAUUCUGGAAAUGUUUAUCGUGGGUAGAAAACGAUGUAACAAAGACGAGGAGGAAUAUGGUAGCAAGGUUGAGGUUGGAUUAACAAUUAGAAAGCGUAUUAAAGAGGAAGAGAGGAAAGGGAGGACAGAAGAGAAGACAGGACGAGAUACCAAGAGUCUAAAAAAUGAAGGAAUUCCGGAAAUGUCGUGGGUAGAAAAUGAUGUAACAGAAACGAGGAGGAAUAUGAUAGCAAGGCUGAGGUUGGAUUAACAAUUAGAAAGCGUGUUAAAGAGGAAGAGAGGAAAGGGAGGACAAGAGAAGACAGGACGAGAUGUCAAGAGUCUAAAAAAUGAAGGAAUUCUGGAAAUGUUUAUCGUGGGUAGAAAACGAUGUAACAAAGACGAGGAGGAAUAUGGUAGCAAGGUUGAGGUUGGAUUAACAAUUAGAAAGCGUAUUAAAGAGGAAGGGAGGAAAGGGAGGACAGAAGAGAAAGCGAAGAGGGAGGACGGUUGAUUACCUCAGGAGAUGGAAUGAUGAAGAAACGGGGAAGAAUGUGUUAAGUAAGAGUUUCUGGAAGGGUUCUUUGACGGAGAUUUAACAAGUCUCUCGUGAAACAGGGAUUCCGAGAAGAAUCCUGGCUGCAGGGUGAAAGAGGGAAAUAAUGAAGAAAAAGGGACGCGAAGAAUUCGCUACAAAAAGGGACUCGAUUGGCUGAAAUACGUCGUGGCGAAGGGAAGAGGAGGGACUAACCUCGAAAUUGAAAAGAAAAAAAGAAAUGUUACGAGGUUUUUUGCUAAAUAGGGGCUCAAGGGGGAGAACGAUCUAACGAGGAUGAUUACCUUCCGGAAGAGCUCAUAAAAGGCCGCGAGGAGAAGAUCAGUUCAGGAGAAGACAAUUUCUUCUCGGGAGUACCCUUCCGAGAUGAUUAAGAAAACAAACCCAGGAAAGGGGAUCUCGACGAAAUCUUUCUCAGCUUUAACGGGAUGUGCGAAGUUUUCCGAAAUCGAGGAAACUCCCGAAUAACGAGAUAUGUCUGGAGAAAGAACCGUUCUUCUUUUCGGGCGAUAACCUUAAACAUUGGUCCAUGUCGAGGCAAGCCUGAAUGCGAAAAUUGAGAGACGAAUCCUAGAUAGAGACGAAAGGAGAAAAAGGGAAAACUAUGGAAACGGAUCCAGAUAAUAUUUCUUCGGUAUCAGCCGCUGAUAACUCUCCGAUAACUCGGAUGCUGCCCUCUUGGUACCCCAACGAGUACUCGAGGAGUCAUCCAUUAAUCCUGGCCCUGGUGGUGGGAAUGCGCAUGCAAAUAUGUCCGUACCCUAAUCGAUCCCUUACACGAAGAGAGGGCGAAGGACGUAGGUAGAAUAAAAGAGAAAGAGCAACGAGGAAGGAAAGGCGAAGUAAAGGCCAGAGCGAGGCCCGAUUCUCGGGCUUAAGUUGCGCUCAGGACCUCGCCAGCCGCUUCGGAGGGAUUCGAUAAAUAAGAAAAUCAUGAAAUCAGCUAAUCGAUCGAUCGGCCGAUCCACUGACCUCCUCGAAAUAUAUGUCCUGCAGUAUUAGAAACGAAGUCAAUGUCGGAGAGCGUGCACCGUGCCAAAUUAGACACGCGAUCUCGCGCGAUCCAGAGGAGCAGAUUUAUCGAUCCGAGAUCGACAGGAUCGAUUUGCGAGCGCGAGAUCAUUAGAGAUCGUCGUCGGCACCCUUAAGGAGGUUUCACUGUUGACUAAUCUGUUAUGGCGAUUUAGGACUCCAAGGAGAUGUCGUCGCUGCUCCUUUAAGUUACGAUAGUUCUUUUCCAAUUUUCUUCUGCAUUCUUCAUCAUUUUGUGUUCUCCUUUGCAAUACAGUUUCCAUACUUUUUAGUAAUAAAAAGGAUGCCGGAGAGCGCAAUCGAAAGGGGCACUACGACGCUCCUUCCUAUUUCGCAUGUAUUAUAGACUUAAACUGGGAA
This is a messenger RNA of Orussus abietinus, 3371 nucleotides long. RefSeq names its product whirlin-like. The transcript has 4 exons. Bases 21 to 635 code for a protein of 204 amino acids. Gene Ontology annotation, molecular function: protein binding. The record is from RefSeq and is a predicted model, not a curated record. Gene Ontology annotation, cellular component: stereocilia ankle link complex; cilium; plasma membrane. Lineage: Eukaryota; Metazoa; Arthropoda; Insecta; Hymenoptera; Orussidae.